Messenger RNA from Aspergillus tubingensis, 3372 nucleotides. RefSeq names its product transcription factor TFIID complex 145 kDa subunit. Bases 1 to 3372 code for a protein of 1123 amino acids. Gene Ontology annotation, cellular component: transcription factor TFIID complex. Lineage: Eukaryota; Fungi; Ascomycota; Eurotiomycetes; Eurotiales; Aspergillaceae. The record is from RefSeq and is a predicted model, not a curated record. The transcript is spliced from 3 exons. Gene Ontology annotation, biological process: transcription by RNA polymerase II; RNA polymerase II preinitiation complex assembly. Gene Ontology annotation, molecular function: TBP-class protein binding; RNA polymerase II general transcription initiation factor activity; RNA polymerase II general transcription initiation factor binding.
AUGCCUCACGCAACAGAGCCCCCCGCGCCCGACGCGGAGGAUACCGCCUUCGAGAAUGUGAUGCGACAGAUGAACGGUCCCUUCGGGGAAGGCGACAUGUCGUUUGAUUUCCUCUCCCGCGACUUGGAACCCGGCGAAAAGGCAGACGACGCGGUGGACUACGAAGAUUUCGAUGACGACGAGCUACCCGAAGAAGAAGAGCGAACCGGACCGCCCGCCGAAAAUGGACUCGGGGAACAAGAAGACGACGCAGAUAAAGGCUUGUUUGAAGCGGAGGAGGAUGAUCUCUUCGGUGGCCAGGAGGACGAAAAUCAACAACCACCGCGCGAUGAACUGGACGACCUAUUCGGAGAUGGCCCUUCUUCUCCCCCAGCAGAACAUGCCGACGCAACACGAGAUUUGUUCUUCGAGGAGGAAGGAGAGAGUGAGAAGCCAGCAGAGGCUCCGGAGCCUGUCGAAUCCGCGCCCGCGCAGCCCGAACCCGUGCCGAUGGACGAAGACGAGGACGAACCUAUGCAGGAAGAUGAGGCGUUGAGUCCAACAGCGGAGGAUAUGGACCCGGCUUCUCUUCGCGCCUGGAAGCUCCAACAGGCUCUGUUUGCUAUGUCGUCUUAUGGCCCGGAAAACGUGCCUGCGCCGCCAGAGAAUGUCGAGGAGCUGUUGCAGUCGCUGUUCCCAAUGUUCGAUAAGAAUGCUCUUCCGCGUUUCCUUGAGCUGAUUCCCCACAAGAAGGCCUUCUUUGUUGGAAAGCAGCCUCUGAAGCCCCCGAAGCCGGUCAUCCCUAACAAGGUGAAUAUCGAAUUGGCCCAUGACCAAGAGCGAUCGUUCAAGUCUGGAGGCCAGUCGCUCAAACGUUCGCUGGAGUCGGAGCAUUCCGGCGUGGUCCCCGUCUUGGAGGCGGCCCAGGAGGAGGAACAGGAGAUCAAGGAAGAGUUUGAUCAGGACACAGAUACGGAGGAAGUGCUCCCUGGGGGUAUAACUCAUCAUGACCUUCGUGUUGUCUGCGCGGACUGGGAUGUGAGGGAUGACUUCUCCAUCAUGGACGUUGAGGAGGCGGAGGUUAAAGAGGCCGAUGUUGAUAUGGAAGACGACUGGCUUCUAGAAACCACCCGCCCCGCGAAGAAACGGAAAAUUGGAAGAGAUCCGCUUGAAAUCGUCGCCUUGUCCCAUAUUGAUGUACCGGUGAUUGACGACCCGCAACAAGCCACUUCCCGCAUUGCUCAAAAGGUCACAGUCGACAUGAACGAUCCUCAUAUUCUCCUUGACGAGCGAGGAGCGGAGGCUGCUGCGCAGAAGCCAAAGGCGCUGGGUGCUCUCAAGCGGGACGAGCUGGAUGCCAGUGUCACCAAACGUCUGACCUCACGUUACAACAUUUCGAACGACCAGGCAUACGAUAUGCUGAAACAAAACCAUCAGAACAAGGUUCGCAGUACCCUGGGUAACGUUACCUUGGAGCACAGUAUGCCUGCUCUGCGUCUGCAAUGGCCUUACUACAAGACCGAGCUGUCCAAGGCCGAAGCGCGUUCUUACCAUCGCCCUGCUCUCUCUUUCCGGCCUGGACAGACCUGUUGGUUCAAAAACCCGGCUCAUAUUAAACGAAAGCACCAAAAGGGCAAGGACGUCAAGCAACUUUACGAUUCUACAAAGUCGCUCUCUUUGGCUGACAACUCCAACGUUCUACUGGUGGAAUACUCCGAAGAGGUUCCACUCGUGCUGUCGAAUUUCGGUAUGUCAAAUCGGAUUAUCAAUUACUAUCGGAGAAAGAGCAUGGAAGACCCCACUCGCCCCAAGGCCGAAAUUGGCGAAACCGCAGUUCUCCUCCCCCAGGAUAAAAGCCCCUUCUCCAUCUUCGGACACGUGGAUCCUGGCGAGGUGACGCCGGCCAUCUCGAAUUCUAUGUAUCGUGCCCCAUUGUUCGUGCACGAAGCGAAGAAGACCGACUUCUUGAUCGUGCGUAGCAGUACUGGCUCUGGUGGCAGCGAUUAUUACAUCCGUAACAUCGAGAACCUCUAUGUUGCCGGUCAACAGUUCCCGUCGGUAGACAUUCCUGGACCCCAUUCACGAAAGGUCACAACGGUGGCCAAGAACCGGAUGAAGAUGCUGGUAUACCGCCUGUUGAAAAAGAGCCCAGACCUUCGGCUCUCUAUCAGCGAUGUCACCGCGCACAUCCCAGGAACUAGCGAUAUGCAAAAUCGACAAAAAGUCAAGGAUUUCCUCCAGCACGACAAAGACUCCAAGUACUGGGUGCCGAUGGAACCUGUGCCAGAGCAGGACGUGAUUCGGUCAUGGGUCCAGCCCGAGGACGUUUGUCUGCUUGAAUCCAUGCAGGUCGGUCAGCAACAUCUGCACGAUACUGGUUUUGGCAAUGAUGCUGAGAAAACCGGCAAUGAAGGCGAGAAGAAGGAACGGGAAGACGAAGACAGAGAUGGCGACGAGGAAGGGGAGAGCUUCGAGCAACAGAUGGCACCUUGGAAGGCAACCCGCAAUUUCCUCCUAGCAUCGCAGGGCAAAGCAAUGCUCAAGCUACACGGUGAAGGUGAUCCUACGGGGCGCGGCGAAGGCUUCAGUUUCAUCAAGACUUCAAUGAAGGGCGGCUUCAAGGCGGUUGGCGAGAGUGUGGAAGAUAAACUCGAUGCCCAGCGGCUCAAGGAGCUCGGAGGCCACAGCUACAAUGUUGCCCGGCAGCAGAAGUCAUAUGAAACGUCCAUCCGACGCAUCUGGGAUUCCCAAAAGGCCAGUCUGUCUUCAACAGUCGAACAUUCGGACGAGGAAAGCGACAUUGACCGCGAGGAAGAGGAGGAGUUCGGCAAGCCGACCCCAAGAUCAGAGGCUCCCACUCCUGCUCCUUUCCGCCGUGACGACGAGACGAUGAGUCAGUUCAGCAGGAUGAGUAUGCCCGCCGACCAAAAGGGCAAGGUUUUGCGCAUUAUGCGGACGCUCAGAGACGAAAAGGGCCAGCUCUAUCAGAAAGAACAAACGAUCUGGGAUCCCCGGGUUAUUCGCCACUACAUCCAGCAUCGGCAUCGGGUGGAGGCACUGACCACCAAACUUGAGUCCCUUCAGCCAACGGGCGACAAGGAGAUCGACGCUCGUAACAAGAAGCUUCUGGAAGCCGAACUCAGCCGUCUCAACCGCAACAAAGAACGACGCUUCGCUCGCGAGAAGCAAAAGGGCGCAGCCCGCGCAUCCGCAGGCGACUCACCGGCCGAUGGCGGCAAAUCCGCCGGUACACAACGGAAGUGUGCUAACUGCGGCCAAGUCGGCCACAUCAAGACAAAUAAAAAGUGCGUAUGCCAUAAAUCAGGCCCCUCCUUUGGAUUUCCAAACAACCCCUCAGAUUUCGACCUCCCCUUCUUUACCAAGAACCCGUAA